Messenger RNA from Sorex araneus (European shrew), 2981 nucleotides. RefSeq names its product ubiquitin conjugating enzyme E2 Z (gene UBE2Z). The transcript is spliced from 7 exons. The record is from RefSeq and is a predicted model, not a curated record. NCBI's taxonomy places the organism in Eukaryota, Metazoa, Chordata, Mammalia, Eulipotyphla, Soricidae. Gene Ontology annotation, cellular component: nucleus. The coding region runs from base 101 to 1174 and encodes 357 amino acids. Gene Ontology annotation, biological process: negative regulation of apoptotic process. Gene Ontology annotation, molecular function: ubiquitin conjugating enzyme activity; cysteine-type endopeptidase inhibitor activity.
GACACUCUGGCCCGGCUCUCGGUGGUGCGGGAGCGGGAGGGCGCAGCGGCCGCUCUGGUCGGCGGACGUGCUGCCGAGCAGUCCCGGAAGCGAAGCAGCUAUGGCGGAGAGUCCGACAGAAGAGGCGGCGACGGCGACCGCGGGCGCCGGGGCGGCGGGCCCCGGGGCGAGCGGGGUCGCCGGCGUUGUUGGUGUGAGCGGCGGCGGCGGCGGCGGCUUCGGGCCGCCUUUCCUGCCGGAUGUGUGGGCGGCGGCGGCGGCCGCGGGCGGGGCCGGGGGGCCGGGGAGCGGCCUGGCCCCGCUGCCCGGGCUCCCGCCCUCCGCCGCUGCUCACGGCGCCGCUCUGCUGAGCCACUGGGACCCCACACUCAGCUCCGACUGGGACGGCGAGCGGACCGCGCCGCAGUGUCUCCUCAGGAUCAAGCGGGAUAUCAUGUCCAUAUAUAAGGAGCCUCCUCCGGGAAUGUUCGUUGUUCCUGAUACUGUUGACAUGACUAAGAUUCAUGCAUUGAUCACAGGCCCAUUUGACACUCCUUAUGAAGGGGGUUUCUUCCUGUUCGUGUUUCGGUGUCCGCCCGACUAUCCCAUCCACCCACCUCGGGUCAAACUGAUGACAACGGGCAAUAACACAGUGAGGUUUAACCCCAACUUCUACCGCAAUGGGAAAGUCUGCUUGAGUAUUCUAGGUACAUGGACUGGCCCUGCCUGGAGCCCAGCCCAGAGCAUCUCUUCUGUGCUCAUCUCCAUCCAGUCCCUGAUGACUGAGAAUCCGUAUCACAAUGAGCCUGGAUUUGAGCAGGAGAGACAUCCAGGAGAUAGCAAAAAUUACAAUGAAUGUAUUCGACAUGAGACCAUCAGAGUGGCAGUCUGUGACAUGAUGGAAGGAAAGUGUCCCUGCCCUGAGCCUCUACGAGGGGUGAUGGAGAAGUCCUUCCUGGAGUAUUAUGACUUUUAUGAGGUGGCUUGUAAAGAUCGCCUCCAUCUUCAAGGCCAGACUAUGCAGGACCCUUUUGGAGAGAAGCGAGGCCACUUUGACUACCAGUCCCUCUUGAUGCGCCUGGGACUGAUUCGUCAGAAAGUGCUGGAGAGGCUUCAUAAUGAGAAUGCCGAAAUGGACUCUGACAGCAGCUCGUCUGGGACAGAGACAGACCUGCACGGGAGUCUGAGGGUUUAGACCCUGCUCCCCUCUCCCUUGCCCCCUCUCGAGAGUCCCAGCAGAGUCCCUUUCCCCCACCCCAGGAACGGAGAGGCACUGUGUAUCUCCCUCCAGACGUGACGUCAUCCUGCAAGAUGGCAAGAACCAAGCAAGCUUGGAUCCCGGGGUGGGGGAGUGGGGAGGCGGGUCCUGGUCUGACUGCCUGGGCUCUCAGGUGUCUGGGGCCAUGUUCAUCCCACCACAGGGGCCGAGCUCCCCUGUGCCGGAGCAUCUUGGGCAGUGGCCUCUGGCGAAAACAAAACAACCAACGCACCUCCACCAGGCCAGCUCCUUAGGGAUAGAUGGGAGACAGAUUGCCGUUCUGAAAGGGAGUAUGCCCAGUUUAGGGGGCUUGUCUGGAAGGGAGCUUGGGGUGGGGGGCUGUCUGUGACACUUAAGCAGUCUGGGUAGUUGUCUGUCUGUCUGUCUUCAGUCUUGAAGCGGAGCUUCCCAAUACCCUUUUCCUCCCUUCCUCUCUUCCCAGGUUCUUUCCCACAGGCCAGCAGGAUUUUUUUUUUUUCUCCUAAUUUAUAGUCACUGUUCUAGACAGACCAAAGAGAUGGAACAGUGGUGGAGUCUAGGCUGCUGAUAAGUGAGCUUUACCUAGCACCUGAGCACCUUUCUCCUCUGCGCACCUCCCCAUUUCCUCACCCAAUUCGAGAGUUAAGACAGAAGGUAAAUGUGGCUGGGACUGAACCAAGGUUUUGGUAAAGCCUGCACAGGUACCCGAAGAAGCUGAAAAUGCUGUUUAUUCCCGCAAUCACUGAUCUGAAAAAGUUCCUAGCACCAGCCGCUGCUGAGUGUCUGGGGUUGGAGCCACUACAUAGAAUAGUCUCUUACGGAUUUUCAUAAGUACUGGUCACAAUGAGGAUCUUUCUCCCAGGGCGGGGUGCAUUGGGGAGACUGAUGCUUGUCCUCUGUGUUUUGUUUGGCUGUGCUUGUGUAUUUUCUCCCCUCCCACCAUCUGCCUGCCCCACCAAGUGCUGGGACUGGUGAGGAGCAAGGGUAGCCAAUGGCAGAAGGGAUCGGGGCUGGGACUCAGCGACCCUUCCCCCAUCCCCCUCCCCCUCCCAGCUGCUCGUUGUCACUGGCUCUGAUGGGUGUUUGCCUGGCUCUGUUGCUUCUAUUUAGCUGCAGUGAUCCUUUAGCUGGUUGGCUCAGAAAAUGUGCGUUAGGUGCCCUGUGAUACCGUGCACCAAGGAAAUCCAUCCUUCCUCUUAUUGAUGUGCUCUCCCAAACUUUCCUGUUUGCUAUUGUUCUGUCUCCUGGUGGGAGAUGGUGGUCCACAGGACAUGGGGCCUCAGUCAGUAUCCAGCCACGUGGAAAGGGAGGGGAGGACAUGCGCCUGCCCUGUCGGCUGCUAUGGAGGCCUCUGCCUUGUGGAUCAGGGGACAUUCAGAGAAGGAAUUGUGAAGAAGGGGUUGGGUGCAGAGGAGAAUAUUUUACUUGGGAGGGCAGGAAGUGAAGAAACUGGACAGAAGUGGGGAAUGGAACCUGAAGGUUGGGUCACUUCACAUGCAGACUGAGACCGUUUCCAGUUUCCCUCUCCCCAGUUUGGACAAGGCUUGGACAAAUGCCCUGGGUCUGUGGGUCCAGUGUUGUCUGUCAUCCAUUUAAGUGUUCCCACUUUCAAGUGACAAUCCUCUCCUGGGCCCCGCCAUGGGCAGAACAUGUCUGGCAUUCUGGCCUGACUUUUAAGCCCUAAUCUUGAGUUGAGGAAAUAUAUGCACAGGAGUCAAAAAGAUGUCUUUAUAUCUGACUGUACAUAAAUGAAGUUUUUUUUUUC